AUGUCUGAUACCGAAGAGAAUGCCUCCAGUCUUGGUAAAAGGCCUCGUAGCGACAACGAACCUACAGAAACUGCGACUCCCGCCCAAGCUGAUGUCGAAGAGUCUGACGAUGAGGACGUCGGACCGAUGCCCAUGACCGGGGUAGAAGUACAGAAAAAGCGAAGAAAGGGUGCAAAAUGGUCAGUUCUACCCCACGAGCGACUUUUCCUCGAGCAUCUACCCAGUGCCGACCAAUAUUACAAGAGUUUUAUGCACCGAGAUGUCAUCAAUUUCUGCGUAAUGACCAAAACGGACUUCCUCAUUACCUCUUCUAUUGAUGGACACGUCAAGUUGUGGAAGAAGCAGGACACUGGUAUCGAGUUCGUGAAGCAUUACCGCGCGCACCUCCGACCCGUCACUGCGGUCUCUGCUAGCGCCGACGGUCAGAUAUUUGCAAGUGUUUCUGAAGAUGGUACAGCGAAAGUGUUCGAUGUUAUCAAUUUCGAUAUGAUCAACAUCAUAAAGCUAGGGUUCACACCUUCGACCUGCUGUUGGGUACACCGUAGAGGUCAAGCACAAGCCCUGCUAGCUGUGACGGAUUCUGCAUCGGGUAGCAUCAAAAUUUACGACGGUCGAGGGAACGACACCCCAUUGAUGUCUGUUGAUGACUUACAUCGUUUCCCCGUGACGGUCAUGGCGUAUAGCGACAGGUACGAUACUGUCAUUUCUGCCGAUAACCAGGGGUUUCUGGAAUACUGGCAACCGCGGGAGCCUUUUGGGCUGCCAAAGAACGUUCCGGGACUGUGGCAAUUUAAAAGCCAAACAGACCUAUACGAUUUCAAGAAGGCAAAAUCGACACCAACAUGCAUAACGCUCUCACCGGACUCAUUGUCUUUCGUCACAUUCUCUCUGCCAGACCGUCAAAUCAGGAUAUUCUCUUUCCUUACCGGCAAACUAUCACGGAAGUACGACGAAUCGCUUACAGCUAUACAAGAAAUGCAACAAGCUGGGACUGCCGUGUACAGAGUCGAGGAUAUGGAGUUUGGUCGGCGUCUUGCCGUUGAGAAGGAGCUCGAGCUUCCUGGUCCUGAUGGUCAUGUCCCCGGGACUUGGAUUAAUGCUAUUUGGGAUGAGAGUGGGUCGUUCGUGAUUUACCCCUCAUUGUUGGGCAUCAAAGUCGUCAAUGUGGUGACCAACCGUGUUGUUCGCCUGCUUGGAAAGGAUGAAUCGUCACGAUUCCUCAAUAUUUCUAUCUACCAGGGCGCUCCCGCCAAGCGGACAAUCACUACAAUGGCAAUGGCCGCCUCUGCGAAUCCCAUCCUUGCCGACCGAACUGCUAGGGACCCCCAUUUAUUCUGUACGGCCUACAAGCGGCAACGAUUUUACCUUUUCACGCGUUCUGAGCCUGAGGAUACUAAAUCUGGCGACCGCGAUGUCUUCAAUGAGCGACCGACUCGAGAGGAACAAAGCAUUGCUUCCACUACUACCACAGCAACAAACAAAGGUCCAUCGCCUGUUGCCGAUACGGCCACCAUCCACACUACCGUCGGAGACAUUCAUCUUCGCUUGUUUCCCGCACAAGCACCAAAAGCGGUGGAGAACUUUGUUGGCCACGCUCGCAGCAGUUACUUUGAGGGUGUCAUCUUCCAUCGUGUCAUUCCGAAGUUCAUGAUUCAAACUGGGGAUCCUCUUGGUGAUGGUACAGGAGGGACUUCUAUUUGGGGUAGGGAGUUCGAAGAUGAGUUCUCGGACGAUCUAAAGCAUGAUAGACCUUACACUGUCAGCAUGGCGAAUGCCGGUCCGGGUACGAAUGGAUCGCAAUUCUUCAUCACUACAACUGCAACGCCCUGGCUCGAUAAAAAGCACACCAUCUUCGGGCGUGUUAUAUCCGGCUUGGAAGUCGUCCAUGCAAUCGAAAACGUCAAGACAAACAAGACAGACAAGCCCUAUGAAGAUAUCAAAAUCAUAAAUGUCGAUGUAGAAUAA
Pleurotus ostreatus (oyster mushroom) is the source of this 1965-nucleotide messenger RNA. RefSeq lists its product as uncharacterized. NCBI's taxonomy places the organism in Eukaryota, Fungi, Basidiomycota, Agaricomycetes, Agaricales, Pleurotaceae. Gene Ontology annotation, molecular function: protein binding; peptidyl-prolyl cis-trans isomerase activity. The coding region runs from base 1 to 1965 and encodes 654 amino acids. The record is from RefSeq and is a predicted model, not a curated record. Gene Ontology annotation, biological process: protein folding; protein peptidyl-prolyl isomerization. The transcript has 11 exons.